GUGCUCUAAUUGGGCCUUUUCCAUGUACUUUCUCAGACAAUCAAAGCCCAUCCCUUCCUUUCCUUUUCUCCCCCUUUAUUUCUUCUCACAGUCCUUCAUCAUUUUGCGUCUCAAGACUUCGAACUCGACAAUCCCUAAUUCCCAAAACUCCCCUCUCGGAUCUCCAACAAGAGUGUGAUUACGAAACGAUGUCGUCUACAAGGGAAGAGAACGUGUACUUAGCCAAGUUAGCGGAGCAAGCCGAGCGUUACGAGGAGAUGGUUGAGUUCAUGGAGAAAGUCGCCAAGACCGUUGACUCCGAGGAGCUCACCGUGGAAGAGAGGAACCUCCUGUCCGUCGCUUACAAGAACGUGAUCGGCGCUAGGAGAGCUUCCUGGAGGAUCAUCUCUUCCAUCGAGCAGAAGGAAGAGAGCAGAGGGAACGAAGACCACGUGUCCAUUAUCAAGGACUACAGAGGGAAGAUCGAGACAGAGCUCAGCAAGAUCUGCGAUGGGAUUUUGAACCUUCUUGAUUCUCACCUUGUCCCCGCUGCGUCUUUGGCUGAGUCUAAAGUGUUUUAUCUUAAGAUGAAGGGAGAUUACCAUAGGUACCUUGCUGAGUUUAAGACUGGUGCUGAGAGGAAGGAUGCUGCUGAGAACACUCUCGUUGCUUACAAGUCUGCUCAGGAUAUUGCCCUUGCUGAUUUACCUCCAACUCAUCCGAUUAGAUUGGGACUUGCUCUUAACUUCUCUGUCUUCUACUAUGAGAUUCUCAACUCACCUGAUCGUGCUUGCAAUCUUGCCAAACAGGCUUUUGAUGAAGCAAUCUCUGAGCUGGACACAUUAGGAGAAGAAUCAUACAAGGACAGCACGCUCAUAAUGCAACUUCUCCGUGACAAUCUGACCCUCUGGACUUCUGACAUCAAUGACGAGGCGGGUGGUGAUGAGAUCAAGGAGGCGUCAAAAGACGAGCCUGAAGAAGGGAAACAAGCUUAAAACCUUGAAAUGACCAAAGCGAGCGAGGGCAUUACUUAUGGGAUUUGGCUGUAGUUUCUUAAAAACAUAUGAUAUGGGGUUUGUUGUUUGUAGAAGCAGAGAGAAGAUCAUCAUUUGAUUUUCUCCUUUGCAAACUCUGAAACUCUGUUUGGUCUUUCUUGUUUGGUUUUUUCUUCUAGUGUUUUUGAGUCUUUGGUUUUACUCCGUCGCUUGUUAUUAUUUUGAUUUCUUAGGAAGCGAAGAAACAAAACUUUCAAUUA
Molecule: messenger RNA, 1234 nt
Organism: Raphanus sativus (radish)
Lineage: Eukaryota; Viridiplantae; Streptophyta; Magnoliopsida; Brassicales; Brassicaceae
Product: 14-3-3-like protein GF14 nu
Exons: 5
Coding region: 189-974 (261 amino acids)
Biological process (GO): signal transduction
Cellular component (GO): cytoplasm
Source: RefSeq, a predicted model, not a curated record